Molecule: messenger RNA, 630 nt
Organism: Drosophila serrata
Lineage: Eukaryota; Metazoa; Arthropoda; Insecta; Diptera; Drosophilidae
Product: C-type lectin mosGCTL-1
Source: RefSeq, a predicted model, not a curated record
AUGCGUUCCCUGAUUCUGGUCUCCCUCCUACUAAUUGGCCUGGCCUGGGCCUUCCCGGACCUAGAUGGCUCUCCGACUAGUCCUGCCCCUGGCAACGACACCUCCGAGGAGGACCUCAUUCCGGCCUUCGCGCCCUUCAGCCGGACAGACGGCCGGUUUGCACUGGGCACCUUUGCGAAGGUGAAUUGGUUCCAGGCCCAGGCCAACUGCGCCGCCUUCGGCUACACCCUGGUCAGCAUCCCCACGGAGCAGGAUCAGCGCGCCCUGCGCAGUUUCCUCUACACCGUCGCCCGGGACCAGCAGGACCUGCUUGUCGAUCCCCUCUGGACCUCCGGCACCGACCUGGCCAACACCGACUCCUGGGUGUGGUUCAGCAAGGGACGCGCCGUCAACUACCGCAACUUCCGGAACGGACUGCCCGGCUACUCCAGCGAUAACCGCCACUGCCUGGGCAUCAACGGAAUCACCGGGCUCUGGGAGAACGAGGAGUGCAACGAGCAGCGCUUCUUUGUCUGCGAGAAGCGUUGCCAGUUCGACGAUGACGCCAACUAUUAAGGGGUUCCUCUUCUUGAUACAAUAAAAUAUCAAAGAAUUAAGUGCAAGCAAAUAAAACAGAACAAUUGUUUUUAA